This is a messenger RNA of Scatophagus argus, 5205 nucleotides long. RefSeq names its product ring finger protein 24 (gene rnf24). The record is from RefSeq and is a predicted model, not a curated record. The transcript has 6 exons. Gene Ontology annotation, molecular function: ubiquitin protein ligase activity; zinc ion binding. The coding region runs from base 999 to 1448 and encodes 149 amino acids. NCBI's taxonomy places the organism in Eukaryota, Metazoa, Chordata, Actinopteri, Scatophagidae. Gene Ontology annotation, cellular component: endomembrane system.
UCAAGCAACCAAGAUGGGCAGCAAAAAGUCACAGAAAUAAAGCUCAGCCAGCGUUCUCAACAGAAUAUACAGUAUUUUUGAAAAUUGUGAAAUAAUUGUACACAUGAAGUCUGCUUGUCAUUAUCUUGCUAGACAUCUGCUUUCAGAGGUUUACAGUGCUGGACAAAAGUAAUGCAACACUCAAGUUAAAAAUCCUAUUGGUUCAUUGAGUAGACAUAUAAAGUCAGUACAUUAGAAAACAAAUAAUUCAACAUUUUAGAUUCCGCCACAUUUUGUGAACUCGACACCUUUGUAUAUUCUGUUUUGUCUGUUUGAUUAUUUGUUUAUUUCCUGUAGGCCAGUAUCUGAUAACUCCAAGAACUGAUAUGACUUAUAUUGGAUUAAGAUUGUUUUCAGAUUUCAGCUUGACCUACUCAUUCUCACAUGACCACAGAUUUUAUUUAUAGUGACUCUGACCCUUCACUUUGCAGACCAAGGGUCUUGUUUCUUUGAAAUAGGUAGCUGUAAAAAUACAUCGCACUGCAAUUUGAGCAUCAUCUUGUUCGGUGAUAGUUUUGGGAAAAAAAAAUGUUCUUUUCAACUGAAAUACAUCAGCAAUUUCACUUUGAAAGGGUGUGUGUGUGUGUGGCUACUAGAUAAAUCUAGACAAGAGUCACUCUGUAAAAAUAGAUUAAAAUGGGGUAGAAAAGAAAGUAAAACUAAGACAGUCAAAUGGUGACAGUUAAUCAGAUGACAUGGAACACUGAAAGUAGGGGGGAAAAAAAACCUCCAGAAAAAAGUGGCACUGGAUACGUGGAGACAAGAGUGCUAUGAGACAGCUGCAUGUGUCAGUUCGUCUUGUUUGUGUCAGCUUGUGUUACUAUCAGAGUCAACUAGAAGAGGAGGGGAGAGAGCGAGUAAAAGAGCCAAUAAAUGUCUUUAGUUUGUUCCUGCGUGGAUGAUUUUGGCUGAUUGAAAGUCUUUCGCAGUUAAAUCACAAGAAAUUCAGGAGAAUAUCCAUGAGCUCCGAUUUCCCGCACUACAGUUUCAGGAUGCCAAAUAUAGGGUUCCAGAACCUUCCCCUUAACAUCUACAUUGUGGUGUUUGGGACAGCCAUCUUUGUCUUCAUCCUCAGCCUGCUCUUCUGCUGCUACUUGAUAAGGUUACGCCACCAGGCACACAAAGAGCUAUAUGCCUACAAACAAGUCAUUCAGAAGGAAAAAGUAAAAGAGCUAAAUCUGCAUGAGAUAUGUGCGGUGUGCUUGGAGGAGUUCAAACAGAAAGACGAGCUGGGGAUUUGUCCAUGCAAACAUGCCUUUCAUAGGAAGUGCCUCAUUAAGUGGCUGGAGGUGAGGAAAGUGUGCCCGCUGUGCAACAUGCCCGUCUUGCAGCUCGCCCAGCAGGCCGGCAGCGCUGAGCCCCCAGUGCCGAUACAGCAGCCUCUGCCCGGGAUCGAGAACCUGGUGUAGCAGACUCGAACCCUGUUGUACAACACACUACAGUUACACAUCCCAUUACUCAUCCUCUCACCUGUACAGGUAAACUUUGGUGUGAGUCAAGUGGACAGACCGGAGAAACUGGAGUUACUGCGCAAAUAUUCACUAAAACUGAGAAUCUGCACCUCUUGUCCUUGUUGUGUUGGUUCAGAAAAGAAAAAAAAAAAAGGAUUUCCUGAUAUCAGUUCUGACUGAUAAUCAGCUGUUUUCAUGUUCUCCUUUCACGGACAAUGAAGAAGAGUUGAUGAAGAAGAAGUUUCAUUCUUUGCCAAGAUGUGGUCGAUAACUUUUUCACAGCCAAAGCACUUUUUUUUUCUGGGGACACCAGCUAAAGACCAGGAGAAUAAAAACACACACACACAAAAGCCAAGAACUACAAUACACUAAAAAGUAAAUUGUUUUUCUUUUAACAAGCACUUUAAGAGAAGUCGAACCUUAGUUGCUUGUGAUGGUAGUAGCAAGGUUGUGUUUUAUAUUUUAUCAUUAGCUAUUAUUUCUAUGUACAGUACAAAUCCACAUGGGUUUUCAUUUUUAAUUCGCAAAAAUAUAAAUAUUGUAUUUCUCAAAGGGAAAAUAAUACCUAUGUGGGUAGACGCCAGGAAAUUUGGACUAUGCUUUGUGUUCUAAUUGCGCACGCACGCACUCACACACACAAAGAAAAUUAAGCUCAAAGCAUUGACUUCAUGUCUGAUUAAAUGUGAAAAAGUUUGAAUGUGUUAAAACCAAGAAUUUUUCACACAAAUCCUACAGAAUUUGUUCCCUUAUCACCUGUUCAUCAUUCAUUACAAUGUGACUGUUGUUGCUAUCCUUUUUUUUAUUAUUCUGUCAACACAGGAAGGUGAUACAGUGAACAAAUUUUACAUUUUUAUUAAUGGAAUUUUCUGAGUAACAUCCUGUGUAUAUACAUGAGUGCUGUAAAGUGAGCACAGGUUAUUUAUAUACUGUCACCCCAGGCAUUACUCACGACUUACAGAAAAACAGUUCAGGUCCUCUCAAGCAGAAAAGCAGUAGUUAACAUGACACCGAGUCACCACAUCAACUACUGUGAUUGUCUAAAGCAGUAUUAGUGUGAAUAAACUGGUGCUUUAUCUUACACCAGGAAUGAGGCAAUAGAAAACUACAGAUCCAAAAACAUGUAACAUAAAUGUUCCAGGUUUAUUUUGCUCUGCUGCUGCGUCAUUUUUAUUUUAUUGAAGGUGAGCCGCGCGAGUAUUAACAUUGGCUUGCUUCGCACAACGAAAAGCGUCAGAGAGUCAUGUUGAUUCCUCCUAAACUAGCAUCACAUAGCCUGUUGGCCGCCAAUUCCAGUCCGGGAUGAAGCGAGCUUUGGCCUUCUGCGCCGUCUGACUCCCACUUCACAUGUGCUGCAGUUGUCUUUGCUCCUACCCCAAUAGAGUAUUUGUAUUUAUUUUUUAAUUUAUUAUAAAUUCUUGGUACAGCUGCAUAGAGUGAAUGAGUUAGUGGACUAACACCUGCAUCAGAAUGACUGCCCUCAGCAUAUCAUCAGCACAUCCUUUGCUCAAGAUACACACAUGCACAGCGGGAGGGGCCUCCACCCCCACCCACACCCCGCCUGUACUGCCAGUUAGUCUGUGGUCAGCAGGUUGUAAUAAAGCGGCAUUUUCAUUCAUACACACACACACACACACACAUACAUACAGGGCAGUUCUGCUUUUUGGCUGCAGUAUUCUGGUGCUUUCGCCUCCCUCUUUCUGAACGGUACAGGGUGCUUUUUGUUUUGUGCCACACAUACAGUAACUCUGAGCCCUGCCGGCUUUUGUGUUCUUAUCCCUUGUUAUCUGCACAUAGUGAAUGUGUUGUGGGUAAAUAUGGUGAUCUAAAAGGGUGGCUCAAAAGCUGUGAUUCAGAGGGACGGACCCAAGAUAAGACGGAGAAUAUCUUUCACCCGUGAUGUGUAUUGUCAAAUGACGAUCAUACAUCAUCUUUAAAGGCAUAAUCCAAGUGACCCAAAUGUCAGUGAAUUAGUUGUCCGACUUAUUAGUUGUCCGAAAAUAAAACUAAGAAACAGAACCCUUUAUCAGGACUGACGCAAUGAAAUACAACAUAUCUGCUUGAUUUUGCUCUGUGUUCUGCUGCUGUAAAAGCCUCCUUUGCUGUUUUAAUGCCAUAAGCGUUACAGAUGGAAAAAUGAGCUUCUCCACACCAAGUUAAUGUCUAACACAAAUAUCUUUGUGAAUAUAUUUAAUUAAAUAUAAAUAUGUAUUGCUUGUGCUUUUAAAAACAAACAAAAAAAAAGACAUUAGUCUCUAAUGCCAAACGAGGUUAUGGAUGGAUUUGUACUCAACACAUGGAUGGUUUAAAAAAGGUGACGGUGCAUUUCGUCUUCUCUGACAGGAGAGCUUUGUUACUCUGAUAGGCUGAAAGUUGUCCUCUCUGUUGAAUGUUGAAUGUCUGCCUCCAAUGCCGCAGGUGUGACCUGUUGCGGUUGGGUCAGAGCGGGCAGCAAGGUGAACAAGUUUGUCUCUUUUUGUCUGUGUUAGUGUAUUAGUCCAGUCGUCUGACAUAAAUGCAGCAGUAUGCCCCCCCCACACACACACACACACCACCACCACCACCGUGAAUGAAAGAAGAAGAAACAUAUUGUCCACGUUAGCCUUAUUUGAACAAGAACUGCCACAAAUACAAAAAGAAAAAAACAGUACUGUGUUGAUUGGAAAAAAUCACAACCUCAGUCUGUAGUAUAUUGAUAAUGUACUCAUUGAUCAAAACGUGAUUGCCUGGCCUGUUAGGUUGUGGCUUUAUGUUGAGGAGAAUAAGCAACUUUAGGGCCUUCUUCAGUGUGUUGCGUGAUGUAUUUUGCACCGUUGUGAUUCUUAGCUCUUGGUUUCUGAAGAGGCCGCGACUGUUUCACUGAACCAUUAUCCCCAAAAUGUUACUAUAUGAAGUAUACAUCGGAGAGUAUGAAGGUUAUAUAGCUCAGUGCUGAUGAGUCUUAAAGCUUUGUUCCUGCUAACGGUGUUGUCUCAGAAUGUAAGGUUCUCGAGGGAAAGCGAAGGACUUUAGAUUUAAUGUGAAAGCAUGCUAUUUUGCAUACAGUGAAGUUGCCACUGAUAUCACCAUGGUUAAAUGUAUGUAGAUCGUAGACUCUGUAGUGUAUUUAUACAUAAGGUGCACAAAAAAAAUGCUCCUUCAUACAAACUAAAUGGCAGCUGAACACUUCCUGCCAUUUGGCCAUCUUAAGUGUUGUGUUUGAUUGUAAGCACUUGUAGCCUUUCCACCUGACUUUCCCCUUUUCCUUCCUGUGUGCCGUCCCAGUCGCGCUAAAAACAAAAGUGCCAACCCAAAUCGAACUGUUGUGAAUAUCAGCCAGUAUGAAAGAAGGCUCUGGAUUUUAAAAAGGAAGGAUGUAGGCGAGAGUCUCUGUCAGACUGUGGGCAAAAAUAAAAAAAAAAAAAAAAGAAGAACGGAAAACUGAGCCAGUCAUGAAUAUAGUAAUAAAUGGCUUCCCGCUACUGAAAUCACUAUUGACGUUAGUGCUGCUUCCGAGGUAACUCCAUUAUAAAUAGACCGGACACAGAUGUAGUACGACAGUCGGGAACACCAGCUUCACCUCAGAAAUUUCCGAGUAGGAGCGUCUGAAUGGUUGCGUCAGAAAGCCAUUUUUAUGAUUGUCCCCUCAGGGCACGAUGUUCGGUGGCAGACAGUUUUCUGGUAGAAUAAGACUGUUUUAUUUAAAAAAAACAAAAAAAACAAACAAACAAAAAAAUAA